AUGGAGAAGGUGAACAUCGAGCCAUGUGUGAAGAUGGACACCCAAACCCUUGAUCUUCUCAAGAUAAGAGAUGAUGUCACAUGGUACAUAAGGAAGCUAGGCUUGAGCAAGCUCUUCAAGCUAGAAUGUAGUGAGUACUCACAACUCACCAAGGAGUUCCUCUCCACAGUAGCUCUUGCCUUUCCCAACCACAAUGGAGACCAACCAGCUGGUGAUGGACUCCUACUCUUCAAGAUAGGCGAUGCCAAUGGGCGCAUCUCCAUCUCAGCUCUAUGCCAACUCUUUGGACUUCCCAAUGAGACAGCACAUGACUUCAAGGAGAACUCAAAGAGGAAACAAGCUGCCUUUGCUGAUUGGACACACUUUGCCAAUGAACCAUUCUUGCCUUCAAGGUCAAAGGUGUCUAGAAUCACUCAUCCAGCCAUUCGCUAUGUGCACCGCCUCAUCUCCACCACUUUCCAAUGCAAACAAGAAGCCAACAAGACAUUCAUCAAUGUGAGGAAGCUAGCUAAAGACUUGGAAGGCAACAAGAAGCUUUGUGUUCGUUUUGGGAGGCUUAUCACGGCCAUAGUACUGCAUGUGGGGAUUGACAUUCCCAACUAUGAGCCACUACCCAAGCCAACCCCUUUGGAUCUCCAUGCUCUUCAGCACAUCCACUUCCUAAACCGUUGGACUAAAGACCCAACUCGGUUUUGCUAUGAGUUUCCAAUUGGUCCAGCCAACACUUCCCUUGUCUUGCUGCCACAUGAGACAUCCCAAGCCUACGCUCAGGAGUUUCAAGACUCAACGCCGCUCCAAGAACGCCAUGUUCUCACUACUGGCAUGGCUGCGCACCAAGCUCUAGACCGUGUUAACAAGCUGGAGAAGAUCGUGGAAUGCCAAUCUCGCUUCAUCUCACGCCUAGUCCGCGUAGUUCGCCACAUUGCACCGGAGAGACUCUUUCGCCCUUCUUCCACCGCUAGAGAGCCAUAUGAGCCUGACCUUGGUGAGUUCUCACUAGACUCAGAGCUUGGUUCAGAAGGCGAUGACCCCAUAGAUGAGGAAGAGAGUUCUUCUCACUGCCACACAUAG
This is a messenger RNA of Microthlaspi erraticum, 1071 nucleotides long. The record is from the annotation of a GenBank genome assembly. NCBI's taxonomy places the organism in Eukaryota, Viridiplantae, Streptophyta, Magnoliopsida, Brassicales, Brassicaceae.